UUUUUCGCUGCACACACAUGACACAUAUAUGUACAUAUAAUAUGUAUAUACAGGUCUCUGUGUGUGUAUAUAUUGUUAAGAAGUUGUGCGUGGAGUUGUGAAGCAGUUGUAGAUUGUACCAAAAAUCUGUUGCAACUGUAAAUUGGGGAGGGAGACCUGUUUUGGCAGUAAUGGUGACCCAAUUUGACCUCCCAGCUGGACGAAAUACCCAAUCAGCCCUCGCUUCUCGUCUCGGAUUCUACCAAUCGUUGGACUGAAAAUAUACUUUUCCGAUGGGAGUCAAUUGACUUUCUCGAUGUUGAUUUCUGGUGGUACGGCGGGGUAGUAGUGUUAUCUUGUUUGGUGUAGUGGUGGAAGCUUGAUUGUUGUCGGUUAGGUAUGGAUUUUGUUGAGGAGGUAGCGGAGAGUUCGUCGCCGCCGCGAAGCUACGGCGGGGGAGGAGGAGGAAACGGAAGUGGGGGAGGAGGGAACGAGGUAAUCAGAAACGAUGUUUAUAAUCGUCUUGUCGAGAAUCGAAUUGAAGAGGUGAUUACUAAUCCUAAUUUCCGCGGGCAGUUGGAGAGCCACUUCAGUCGCCUGCCUCACAGUUACGGGCUGGAUAUCAACAUGGAUCGAGUGGAAGACGUCUUGCUGCAUCAAAAGCUUCUUGUAAGGGCAAAGGAGGAGACCAUUCAACCUGUUUUCCACAUCCGUUUCAUCGAGCAUGUUUCGACUAGAGGUGAUGAUUUUGAUGGAGAAUUAGUUGCUAGUGUACCCCCAAUCUUAUUAGAACAUGAUACUGCCACAAAUGGUAUCCAAUCUUCUAAUGAGAGAAACAAGAAAUCGGGUGGCGAUGAGACUUGUUCUAAGCUUGAGGAUCUCAACUUGGAAGUUAGGAGGAAUUCUUAUGGCAUAAAGAGGGAGAAUUCUGCAGAAGAUAUUUGUGAAAGGCAGGAAGCAUCAUACACCCCAAUUCACGAAGUUAUAUUUUCAACUGUCGACAAGCCAAAGCUUCUUAGUCAGCUCUCUGCACUGCUCUCCAACAUAGGACUUAACAUUCGUGAAGCCCAUGUAUUUUCCACAACAGAUGGCUACUCUUUAGACGUGUUUGUUGUCGAUGGAUGGCAUACUGAGGAUACAGAAGGCUUAUAUGAAGCUGUGAGAAAAGCAAUUGAUGAAGGCGAGGGAUCGUGGUCAGGUUCUUCACGCUCUCACUCACUUGUGGAGAAAGCCUUCCCCACACAAACAGAUCGCGAGGAUUGGGAAAUCGACUGGAGAUUAUUGAAGAUAGGUGAAAAAAUUGCUGCUGGAUCUUGUGGAGAUUUGUAUCGUGGAGUAUAUCUUGCCCGGGAUGUUGCUAUCAAGAUCCUUCGAUCCGAACAUCUGUACAAUUCUCUGGAAGCUGAGUUUGCACAGGAGGUUUCUAUUCUAAGGCAGGUGCAGCAUGAGAAUGUUGUUAGUUUCAUCGGGGCUUGCACAAAGACACUGCACUUGUGCAUAGUAACCGAGUACAUGCCCGGUGGAAGCUUAUACGAAUACCUGCACAAGCAUCAUCACUCCUUGAAGACACCGCAAUUACUGAAGUUUGCACUCGACAUAUGCAAAGGGAUGGAGUACCUGCAUCAACAGAAUGUCAUCCACCGGGAUCUAAAGACUGCAAAUUUGCUAAUGGAUAAUUGCAAUGUUGUUAAAGUAGCAGAUUUCGGAGUCGCUCGGUUCCUGAAUAAGGGAGGGGUGAUGACGGCAGAGACGGGGACUUAUCGGUGGAUGGCCCCGGAGGUGAUAAAUCAUGAUCCGUACGAUCAAAAGGCAGAUGUGUUUAGUUUUGCAAUCGUUCUUUGGGAGCUUGUGACGGCCAAGGUUCCAUACGACACGAUGACACCUUUACAAGCCGCGCUUGGAGUCAGACAGGGUCUUCGACCGGAGGUGCCAAAGAAUGUGCACCCGAAAGUGGUGGAGCUGAUGCAGAGAUGCUGGGAAGGUCUCCCGGACAAGCGGCCUUCGUUCAGCGAAAUCAGACCAGAAGUGGAGGAACUCCUCCUGCAGGAAGCAGUAAAGAAGAAGUAACUGAUUGGAUGGGAUCAUUCAUUCGUUCAUUCAUUUCAGAUGAAUUGUGCAGACGAAUUCUUAUCCAACGGCUGCUGAUUGUGUAUCUGUCUUUAAACAAACUUUACCACGGUGAGCCGCUCCCCCCUUGUCCUCUUCUAUGUCUUCUUCUAAUCUUCUUUUUAGAGAGAGAGAGAGAGAUAUGUUAAUGCUACAAUUCAUUAGAGAGAGAGUUUAGUCGGGGGUGGGGGUGGGGGUGGGGUGUGUUUUUGGUUUAAGAAUUUUGGGAAAUUAAGUGAUGGAAGAGAGAGAGAGAGAGAGAGAGAGAGAGAGAGAGAGAGAGAGAGAGAGAGAGAGAGAGAGAGAGAGAGAGAGAGAGAGAAGGAUGAUUUUGAGCAAAUCCUUGUGUGGUAGCUAACAAACAAAUUGUCAAAUUUGUGGGUUGAUGUGAUGUGAUGAGUUCAAAUAACAAAUUUGGGUUGAGUUUAUUUCCAUAA
This is a messenger RNA of Andrographis paniculata, 2522 nucleotides long. Its product is annotated as serine/threonine-protein kinase STY46-like. Gene Ontology annotation, molecular function: ATP binding; protein kinase activity. Bases 379 to 2046 code for a protein of 555 amino acids. NCBI's taxonomy places the organism in Eukaryota, Viridiplantae, Streptophyta, Magnoliopsida, Lamiales, Acanthaceae. The record is from RefSeq and is a predicted model, not a curated record. The transcript has 16 exons. Gene Ontology annotation, biological process: protein phosphorylation.